AUGGCGAUCUGCAUUCACCCGUGGGCUGGCGAGACGGCGAUCCUCCCUCGUCUCCUCGACGACGUCUUCAGCGAGAUCGACGACGCUUUCAACGAGCUCGCCCAGAUUGAGCCACCAAUCCACUCUGUUGCGCGAAGGAAGGGAAGGAAAGCUGUUGCAGGACAUUUAGGCAAGGUUACCGACGACGGGUCAAAGCUGGCGAUUUCACUGGAUGUGUCGAAAUUCAAGCCAGAUGAACUGAAGGUGAACAUCGAUGGCCGAACUCUAACGAUUGAAGGCAAGCAAGAAAUCACUGAAGGUUCAAAUUACACCAGC
Molecule: messenger RNA, 315 nt
Organism: Ostertagia ostertagi
Lineage: Eukaryota; Metazoa; Nematoda; Chromadorea; Rhabditida; Trichostrongylidae
Source: the annotation of a GenBank genome assembly